This is a messenger RNA of Cyclopterus lumpus (lumpfish), 1788 nucleotides long. RefSeq names its product solute carrier family 17 member 7a (gene slc17a7a). The record is from RefSeq and is a predicted model, not a curated record. Gene Ontology annotation, molecular function: neurotransmitter transmembrane transporter activity; L-glutamate transmembrane transporter activity. Gene Ontology annotation, cellular component: synaptic vesicle membrane; excitatory synapse. NCBI's taxonomy places the organism in Eukaryota, Metazoa, Chordata, Actinopteri, Perciformes, Cyclopteridae. Gene Ontology annotation, biological process: regulation of synapse structure or activity; transmembrane transport; neurotransmitter loading into synaptic vesicle.
AUGGAGAUCCGACCAGACAGGUUUAAGGCGGCCGCGGGUAGAACUCUGGGGAAAAUUAACAGGCUGAUUGAGAAACGGCAGCCCAAUGGAGAAACCAUUGAACUAUCAGCGGAGGGCCGUCCUGAGCUGGUGGAGGAGAAGGAGCUGCCGGUGGUGGACUGUACCUGCUUUGGCCUUCCGAGGCGCUACAUCAUCGCGAUCCUGUCUGGCCUGGGAUUCUGCAUCUCUUUUGGCAUCCGGUGCAACCUGGGGGUGGCCAUUGUAAGCAUGGUGAACGACCACACUGUCUUCAAAGGCAACAAGGAAGUACUCGUGGCUGCACAGUUCACCUGGGACCCCGAGACAGUGGGAAUGAUCCACGGCUCCUUCUUCUGGGGCUACAUCGUCACACAGAUCCCGGGUGGCUUUAUAUGUCAAAGAUUUGCAGCCAACAGAGUGUUUGGCUUUGCCAUAGUGGCCACAUCCACCCUCAACAUGCUGAUUCCAUCUGCUGCUCGCUGCCAUUACAGCUGCGUCAUACUGGUUAGGAUAUGCCAGGGCCUUGUUGAGGGUGUAUCCUACCCAGCCUGCCACGGGAUCUGGGCCAAGUGGGCUCCUCCUCUUGAGAGAAGUCGAUUAGCCACAACAGCCUUUUGUGGAUCCUAUGCCGGGGCAGUGGUGGCAAUGCCUUUAGCUGGGAUACUGGUGCAAUACACUGGGUGGCCUUCAGUCUUCUAUGUCUAUGGCGUCGUUGGGAUAUUCUGGUAUUUGUUUUGGAUUCUGGUGUCGUAUGAGAGCCCCGCAGCCCAUCCCACCAUCACACCGGAGGAGAGAAAGUACAUUGAAGAUGCAAUCGGAGAGUCCGCCUCCUUUCUUAAUCCUCUGCAUAAAUUUAAAACCCCAUGGAGACACUUCUUCACCUCCAUGCCAGUCUACGCCAUCAUUGUGGCCAACUUCUGCAGGAGCUGGACGUUCUACCUGCUGCUCAUCAGCCAGCCAGCCUAUUUUGAAGAAGUCUUUGGCUUUGAGAUCAGCAAGGUGGGAAUGGUGUCAGCUUUGCCCCAUCUGGUGAUGACGAUCAUCGUGCCGAUUGGAGGCCAGUUGGCCGACUACCUGAGAACCCACAACCUGAUGUCCACCACCAACGUCAGGAAGCUCAUGAACUGUGGAGGUUUUGGGAUGGAGGCCACCCUCCUGCUGGUGGUGGGAUUCUCUCACACAAAGGGUGUUGCCAUUUCCUUGGUCCUCGCUGUGGGCUUCAGUGGAUUUGCCAUCUCAGGGUUUAAUGUCAAUCACUUGGACAUUGCCCCUCGAUAUGCCAGCAUACUGAUGGGCAUCUCAAACGGGGUGGGGACAUUAUCUGGAAUGGUGUGUCCUCUCAUAGUGGGAGCCAUGACCAAACACAAGACACGUGAUGAGUGGCAGUAUGUCUUCCUAAUAGCUUCCCUCGUACAUUAUGGAGGAGUGAUUUUCUAUGGACUCUUUGCAUCGGGGGAAAAGCAGCCAUGGGCAGACAUAGAAGACACCAGUGAGGAGAAAUGUGGUAUUAUCGAUGAAGAUGAACUGGGCAAUGAAACAGAGGAACUCUACCGUGGAGGCGGGCAGUACGGGGCCAUGAGCAAACCAGUUGUUGGUUCCAACAGAGGACGGACCGGAGAAGGAGGAGAAGCAGGCGGAGGCGGAGGCGGAGGUGGAGGCGGAGGCGGGCCUGGAUGGGUGUCGGACUGGGAUAAGUCUGAGGAGUAUGUGCAGCCACCUGGAUACAACUCUUACAAGUAUGGAGGAGAAGAUGAGAGGGAGCUGACAUAG